AUAUUCUUAAUGCGUACAAACAUGUUGACGGCAAGUUUCGUUCUAAUACUCUUCUGUAUAUUGGAAGCGGAAGCAAAAGGUGCAAUAUAUUUGACCACUAAAAAUGGAACAAUUCCAAUAAUGCUGACGUCCCUGAAUGUCCGCACUGACAGCACACCGCAACAUACUGCAAAAAUUUUGUCUGCGGCCACUAAAAAUCAUUCUCAGAAUGCUCGCAAACACCGCGACUAUUGGGGUGACUCCGAGGAAAUGUUGCUGUCCAAUUACGUGAAUUCGUCAUAUGAGAAUGUUGAUACAUCUCGCUGGAGAAAUAAUAAAAGAAGCAUAAACGACGUAGUCUCGAAAAACAUUACGUUGGUACUAGAGAAUCUUUUAAAGAACUAUGAAAAUUCUCAGCUACCCACUCAUGGAAAAGGAUAUCCAACUGUUGUACAAACAAACAUAUUGAUAAGAAGUAUGGGUCCGGUAUCUGAACUUGAUAUGGAUUAUUCAAUGGAUUGCUACUUCAGACAGUAUUGGCGCGACACACGCCUGUCAUUCCUCGGUCCCAUACGCUCCUUGUCCCUCUCGAUUAAGAUGCUUGAAAGAAUAUGGCGGCCCGACACUUACUUCUACAACGGCAAACAUUCUUACGUACAUACUAUCACAGUUCCCAACAAGCUCUUGCGGAUUAGUCAACAUGGCGACAUUUUGUAUUCAAUGAGACUAACAAUUAAAGCCAAAUGUCCUAUGGAGCUACGAAAUUUUCCAAUGGAUCGUCAGUCGUGUCCACUUAUUCUUGGUAGCUAUGCAUACUCAAACCAACAGCUGGUGUACCAGUGGCAAAAUUCCGAAAGCGUCAACUUUGUACCUGGUAUGACUCUAUCCCAGUUCGAUCUCAUCAGUUUUCCCUACCGGAACUUUACAUUCACAAGAAGGGAAGGAGACUUCUCAGUUCUACAAGUGUCCUUCAAUCUUCAACGACACACGGGCUAUUUCCUCAUUCAAGUGUACGUGCCAUGCAUCCUUAUCGUCGUUCUCUCCUGGGUGUCUUUCUGGAUACACCGUGAGGCUACGUCAGAUCGCGUGGGUUUGGGAAUUACUACAGUUUUAACAUUGUCUACGAUUAGCUUAGAUUCUAGAACAGAUCUCCCUAAAGUCCGCUACGCCACCGCUUUAGAUUGGUUCCUUCUAAUGAGCUUCUUCUAUUGUAUCGCAACGCUACUAGAAUUUGCUGGAGUUCAUUAUUUUACAAAGGUCGGUUCGGGUGAAAUUGUAAUAGACGACUCUGAAUGGGAGGAACUAAUAGAAGAAGUAGGCGGAGAUGCUUUCGCAGCGAGACAACUGGCAGUUCGCAGACGUAGCUCUGUUCGCUCCGCCGCUAAUUACAGUUUCACAGUCCCACCCACCAGCAACAACUGCCCAGAGGACAAUACCAGUCAGGAUGCACCUGAACAACCCUGCGCUGUACGAUUGACAAUGGAACGGACAACUCAAACUGAGACCCGAGUGCCGCGGUGGAGGCAACUGCUAUACUGUUUAGCUGGAGACGACCGAUACAGACGACAGAGGCAAGUCGAAGCUGGAAACCGUGGUCACAUAAACAGCGUGUCACACAUUGAUAGAGCUGCACGUGUCAUGUUUCCAGCUUCAUUUGCACUCCUGAAUCUUUUCUACUGGAUGGUAUACGCUUUCUCCAACGACGAUUUUGCCUGGAGCGACAACCCUAUAAACACCCUCUCGCAUUGAAAGUCAUUUGAGUAAAUAUAUUAUACUUCGUUUCGACAAAUAAGUACUAGUUAAUUAUUUUGUUGAAUAUAUUAGAUAUUAAUACGGGUAUAUUACUGUUAUCAAAUAAUUUUACCUAUAAAUGUAACGUUUAGUUAAAUCAGAGAUUACAUAAUUGGUUAAAUAUAACUGUAUGUACAAUAUAGGUGGU
Molecule: messenger RNA, 1918 nt
Organism: Achroia grisella
Lineage: Eukaryota; Metazoa; Arthropoda; Insecta; Lepidoptera; Pyralidae
Product: gamma-aminobutyric acid receptor alpha-like
Exons: 11
Coding region: 10-1728 (572 amino acids)
Biological process (GO): signal transduction; regulation of membrane potential; chemical synaptic transmission
Cellular component (GO): membrane; neuron projection; synapse
Molecular function (GO): neurotransmitter receptor activity; GABA-A receptor activity; extracellular ligand-gated monoatomic ion channel activity
Source: RefSeq, a predicted model, not a curated record